Cajanus cajan (pigeon pea) is the source of this 728-nucleotide messenger RNA. Its product is annotated as ethylene-responsive transcription factor 1B. NCBI's taxonomy places the organism in Eukaryota, Viridiplantae, Streptophyta, Magnoliopsida, Fabales, Fabaceae. Gene Ontology annotation, biological process: ethylene-activated signaling pathway; regulation of DNA-templated transcription. The record is from RefSeq and is a predicted model, not a curated record. Gene Ontology annotation, molecular function: DNA binding; DNA-binding transcription factor activity.
CAUCAUUUCUUGCAAGCCUGGUAACAUGACUUCUCCUUUCUUUCAGAACUCAGCAGAUUGGGACAUGUCGCAGGACCCUUCAGAAAUGCUGUUCGAAUCAUUUUCAAACAAUGCUGUUCUUGACCCUAUCCACGAUUCUCUUUCCUUCGAUAUGGUGGACUUCUCCACGCCACCAACACAAGGAAACCACAAUGAGCCAAACCAAUUGGUGGUGAAAUCUGAAGUGCAGAGUAAGCAAAGGUCAUACAUAGGUGUGAGGAAAAGGCCUUGGGGAAAAUUUGCAGCAGAGAUCAGAGACACAACAAGGAAUGGUUCAAGGGUUUGGCUUGGAACCUUUGAGAGUGCAGAAGCUGCUGCUCUAGCUUAUGACCAAGCUGCAUUUUCCAUGAGAGGCCACAAUGCUGUACUCAAUUUUCCGGUCGAAAGGGUCAAAGAGUCUUUGGAAGAGAUUCAAUAUAGCUGCUGCAAUGGAUCUUCUCCUGCACUUGCACUCAAGGAGAGGCACUGCAUCCAAAGAAAAUUGUCAUCAAAGGGUAAAAAGUGUAAAGGGAAAGAGACAUCAACAUCGAGUGUGAUGGUGUUAGAGGACUUGGGAGUUGACUAUCUAGAGCAACUUCUGACCAUAUCUGAGCAUAGUUCAAGCCCUAGCUACUUCAACUAAAUCUAGGUCACUAUUCUUUUGUUUCCUUUUUCUUCUUGUUAAUUCCUUUUUACAACGUCAAUUUCUA